Messenger RNA from Synchytrium microbalum, 1155 nucleotides. RefSeq lists its product as uncharacterized. Lineage: Eukaryota; Fungi; Chytridiomycota; Chytridiomycetes; Synchytriales; Synchytriaceae. Gene Ontology annotation, biological process: rRNA processing; negative regulation of transcription by RNA polymerase II. The transcript is spliced from 7 exons. Gene Ontology annotation, molecular function: DNA binding. Bases 1 to 1155 code for a protein of 384 amino acids. The record is from RefSeq and is a predicted model, not a curated record. Gene Ontology annotation, cellular component: nucleolus.
AUGGUCUCAUUCUCAUGUGAGGUCUGCCAGGAGACGUUAAAGAAGGCCAAGCUUGAUCAACACUUCAACAAAUGUCCAAACGCUCAGUUCACCUGCAUUGAUUGCAGCGUGACAUUCUAUGGGAAUGCUUACAAACUGCAUACAAGUUGCAUCUCGGAAGAUCAAAAGUAUCAAAAGUCUCUGUACAAGCCGAAAAAGGGCUCUGCACAAGCAUCACAAUCAACGCAACAAGCGGAAAACAAGGCUGUCGAAAAGCAACGACCAGGUGACAAGCUGCAAUCAUCUACUCUGGCCUCUUCAUCAUCCAACAAAGGAGCGAACGGAUAUGAGCCAAACUAUGCUCAAGCUCCGAAAUCAGAACCCUUGAUUACUGAAAUCAUGAAGCAGAGCAAAAAGAGAGCACCAGAGGAAGACGAUGUCCAUGUCUUGGAACCUGAAAAGAUUAAAAAGAAGAAGAAGAAGCAAAAGGAAGCCGAAUCAGAUAUACUAGUAGUAGACAUUCCAACCACCGUCGAUACAUCCGCCUUCUCACUACCAUCUGUAAAGACAAAGAAAUCAUCAUCAAAUGUAUCAACAUUCAAAACAACCCCCGUACCAUUAUUCAGACCUGCAUCAGCUCCCAUGGGAGCUGGAUUCAAGACUUCAUUACUCGACAUAGAACCAGCAGUCAUGCCAGACACUCCAAGCACAGAGACAGACCUUAUAGCUGGUGUCUCACCAGGCUCUACACCAGUAUGGACUCGCUCAGCAAAGAGUAUGAGGCAGACAGUCUCCAAACUUGCAGCCACUCCACAAAUCAUUGAACUCUUUCAGGAAGCCAUGAAGGAAGCCUUUACUGAAAGAGGAACGCAAGUGAGCUUGGGUGAACUCUCUGACUAUGUCGCCUCACUCACGGCUCAUCGAUUGAAGGAACAAGGCAUUGUCUUGAAAGCAAAGGACUUGAUGAGACUUCCCAACUUGUUUGCUAUGCAUGCCAUGGUUACAUCAUCAUCAAAACGACCAGGCCAAUUCAUUAUAACCAUUCCCGACACUGUAGUUCCUCUCGACGAACGCACUGUCUUACAUGCUCCUAAUGCACCUGAUUCACCAGAAGAUAUAGAUGAAGGUGGACUAGGCUGGGUGAUUGACAAGAAUCCAACGCCUGUAGCCAUUUGA